AUCGUAUUUUACUUUGCAAGUGAAGUUAGAUUUAUGUACAUUUAAAUCACGUGUGUUCGGAAAUACCUAACAGAUACUUGAAAUGUUUUCGAUAAAUAUACAGCUUUGAUUUUUUUUAGAUGUUUAUCGAAUUUCUUUGACAAGUUUUUGAGUGGCAUACGAAUGGCUGACACAUUUUAUUAGAAGAUUUUCCUUAGCAGAAGCAGUUAAAGUUCUGCAGAAGUUUUUGAAAGCAUUUUAACCUUGUAAAAAAACCAAAAUUGUUAAAAAAUCGUUUUAUGAAUUAUUUUUCUAAUUCCGAGAAAAAUGUAAUAGAGAUUGUCUCUGGUUAAAUAAUACAUUCUGUGUACAUACAUACAUACAUACAUAUGUAUGUAUGUACUUAUGUAUGUAUGUGCAUAGCUGUUCAGAGUCAUCUUCAAACUUGUAGCAGCUAAGCGAGCGAGUAGAAAGCGGAAAUCAACCAGAUAUUCAGCAAAUUAAACAGGCUCCUCAAUGUACAAAUGAUAUACUUUCCGCUCAAAAUUACCUUUAGUUCUUGCUAUUAAAAUAAAACUUUGUAAAAAGCGUUUUAGUACAUGUACUUCCCCGUUUGCCGGCACGGUGAACUAAGCAUAAUUUAAUAACAGGUUCUUUAGUAUAUACUGCAGUUGGCUGCGCGAAGUUUGUUUUAUUAAAUAUAUCAACUUUUAUAUUAUCUGAUGUAGUAAUUUAGUUAUUUGAAAUUUUUUUUAUAUUGGUUGAAAUUGCAAAAUUAUUUUUCAAAAAAUAAAAACGAAAAUAUUACAAAUAAUUUUUGUCAUUCUUGUUACAUAAUAAAAUUUCCACAUAAAUUGCCGACACACGCACACAGCCACACAUACGCACCCACACACAUGCAUUAGACAGCGCGCAAAAUUCGUUAAUCAAAACAUUGCGCCCAAUUAAAAAUUAAAACUUGAUUGGCAUGUAUGGCACAGCGCGCUGGAAGUGUUUAUGAAUUCAAGUGCUUAGCGCAGCCGCUUUGUCGCUGCACCGCCACACCAACCUACACAUGCAAAUCGCAUACAUUCAUACAUACAUAUGUAGCGCGCUACUCCAAGCUGCUUACCUGUAAAUAUUCAAAAAUCCGCUACUCACUGUCACAGUCGAGCGUUGGAGGUGCGCUCCCGCAGAAGCCGUUUUCGCAAGUGCAGAAACGUGAUUAAAAACUGAAAAUUUCACGCGCAUACAUACAUACACAUACGCUUAGUUGCGAUACAUUUAUUAUUUACCGUUGGACGCCCUUGUAAGCCCAGCAAUGCGUUUAAGUGCGAUCUUUAGCGACGCCACUUCGGCGGUCAGCGUCACUGCGACAACAGUUUUGGCUGUCCUAUCGAUUUUAUCCGUGAGUAAUGGAUCCGUGGCACGCAGCGGCGGUCCUCAGUUUGCCGGCAGGUACUUUGAUAUUAACGAUGACGUAACGGUGAAUGUCAAUGCGGAGAAUACCCGUCCCAUUAUCGGUAUCCUGACGCAGGAAGUGUCGAAUUUCGUGCGCCGCCAUUAUCCCGAUAAGGAUUACAACAGUUAUAUUGCCGCUUCGUAUGUGAAAUUUAUUGAGGGCGCCGGCGGACGUGUGGUACCGAUUUGGAUUGAUCGUGAAAGAGAGUAUUACGAGGAUAUCAUGUCCAAAAUAAAUGGUGUAUUAAUGCCGGGCGGUGCGACAUACUUCAACCAAUCUCACGGCUAUGCCGACGCUGGCCAACACUUAUACGACAUCGCCAUCAAAAUGAACAAACGCGGCACUUACAUGCCUAUUUGGGGUACUUGUUUAGGAUAUGAGUUGCUGGUCUAUUUGUCGGCCAACGCCACAGAUUUGCGCACCGAUUGUUCGUCGUCGGCACAAGCACUGCCAUUGGAGUUCGAGAAGGGUUACAAGGAGAGCAGACUCUUUGCUCCAGCUAGCGAUGAAGUGGUGCAGAUAUUUAGCACAUAUAAUGUCACAGUGAAUUUUCACAUAUUCUGCUUUACGAAGGAGACUUUUGCGGACCACGGCCUAAACAAUUCGUGGAAUGUGCUGAGCGUAAAUCACGACUGGAAUGGCGCGGAAUUCAUAUCGACCGUCGAGCAUGUCAAAUAUCCAUUUUAUGGCGUGCAAUUCCAUCCUGAGAAAGUACUUUACGAAUUCAUACCGAAUCGAAAUAUUACGCACACCUCACAAGCGGUUAUCGGCUCGCAAUAUUUCGCAGACUUCUUUGUGAAUGAGGCGCGCAAGAAUCGCAACAAUUUCGCAAAUCGCACCGAGGAAACCGAUGAACUCAUCUAUAAUUACCAACCGGUGUAUACGGGCGCUCUGGGUUCCGCUUUCGUACAACAGUAUUUGUUCGAAGCAAGCAUUGCCGCCUCAACACGCAGCGCCGGCACAGCCUCUACGGCCGGCGCCAUACUAACGCAUUGUUUGCUGGCGCUAAUUACGCUUUUUAUUUUGUGCGCUUGGAGGCGUGUAUGACGUCAUAACAUCUAUCGCGUUUUUAGGCUAUUCGGCCAUGAGGGCCGAUAUGCGUGAAGCUACUCGCUCGCUUUAUAGAUUCAUUAUUACUGCUAUCAACUGCUCCCUAAAGUUCCUACAUAGAUUUUCCAAUAAAAGCAGCUUCAAGUGUGUUCACACACACACACACGCAAAAUCAAUUAAAAGCAAAGAGGCAUUAAAGGACGAAAAUUCACUGCUGGCAUAAUUUAAUAAUAUUUCGUUAUUUAAUUUUUCACAUCUAAAAGUAAGCGUAACAUAACAGAUUCUUACUAAGAGGUGUCUCCUGCUUUAGCUAGUAAAUUACAUAAAUACAAAUAUACACCAACAAAACAUAAUUUUAUAAAUUUAGAUGGAAUAGUACACAAUUUUUACCGCUAAGCAAAAUAGAACGCUCCACAAAAAUAACUUUCCCCUAACAGCAAUUAUUGUAAACGAUGCUUCUGCGAUUUAUAUGUUCAGUGGCAAAUCAUCAAUAGCAUUAUCAGUACAAAAAGUAAAGUAAUAAAAAUUAUAAUAAAUAAAUAAAAAAUUUAAACUGUGCAGCAAACAGAAUAAUCAAACAUUAUUCCUUAAUCGUAAGUAUUAUAAUUAAAGUUAACGGGAUAUUAUAAAUUGUGACAAAAACGCACACGGAAAUUGUAAUUAUAUUCGCCGGGUAAAUGAUUUUUCAAAAAAAUUUAUUUUGCUAAGUUGGUCGGACUCUCCUCAAUUACUACAUAUCCCAAAUAUGAGCGC
Molecule: messenger RNA, 3223 nt
Organism: Bactrocera neohumeralis
Lineage: Eukaryota; Metazoa; Arthropoda; Insecta; Diptera; Tephritidae
Gene: l(3)72Dp
Product: gamma-glutamyl hydrolase A
Exons: 6
Coding region: 1280-2467 (395 amino acids)
Biological process (GO): tetrahydrofolylpolyglutamate metabolic process
Cellular component (GO): vacuole
Molecular function (GO): gamma-glutamyl-peptidase activity
Source: RefSeq, a predicted model, not a curated record